AUGAUUGUUACCCGGCUCAUGUCAGCUCAAAAAUAUCCUACAAUUGGGAGCGCGUACUAUGCACUUCAAAUAAUUAAAUUGUUUCUUGAAGGUGUUAGUCCAGAUGAUACAUUGAUGGAUCAAAUGAAAUUCUUACUGUACGAUAAGUUUAAAUAUUAUUUCCUGCAGGAUCAACAGCAAUUAGAACUUUUGCAAUUAUCUAGUUGCAAUUCUGGAGUAGUUUGUAGCUUAAGAAUUAUCAACCAUUUUACAUCGUUACCAGGAGCAACGCUUGAACAGGUGGCAGGUGGUGUUGUUUCUGGACUAGAAAAAUGGGACGCACAUCGAAUAACAAAUGCAUUAAAUGUAAUUGGAAAGUUGGAUACACCACAGAAAUUUCAUGAAGCUACAAAUCACAUUUCGAGACAACUAACAAUUAUUUAUAAGUAUCAAUUGGAACAAUGUGUACUGUCGCAGAGAAAAGGCAGUAUCAAAUCAACAUCAUCUGUACAACAAGUUAAAACAACUUGUUGUUCAUGUAUGAAAGCAACGGUGCGUUAA
Molecule: messenger RNA, 540 nt
Organism: Didymodactylos carnosus
Lineage: Eukaryota; Metazoa; Rotifera; Eurotatoria; Philodinida; Philodinidae
Source: the annotation of a GenBank genome assembly